Molecule: messenger RNA, 3676 nt
Organism: Orcinus orca (killer whale)
Lineage: Eukaryota; Metazoa; Chordata; Mammalia; Artiodactyla; Delphinidae
Gene: DUOX1
Product: dual oxidase 1
Biological process (GO): defense response; superoxide anion generation; response to oxidative stress
Cellular component (GO): NADPH oxidase complex; plasma membrane
Molecular function (GO): superoxide-generating NAD(P)H oxidase activity; heme binding; peroxidase activity
Source: RefSeq, a predicted model, not a curated record
ACUGGGACGUGUGGUACCUUCUUCACCUCCCAGCCCCGGCAGCCCCGGCAGCCCCGGCGCAGAGCUGGAGAGGGAGACGGACCCGAGCGCAAGUCGCGGGCCCAGCUGUGAGCCCGGCGGGAGACAAUCCGCCGUCCGCGCUCGAGAGACGCCGCGGCCGCAGGUCAGACCCAGGAGGGCAUCCCCCGCCCGCGGGCCCGGGCGCUCCGGGGAAGGUGACUGCGGUGGCGUGUGCCCCAGCGCCGCCACGUUUUUGAGGGAAGGGGAAUUCUAGCUUUGGCCCCCCUGCGCCUCCGUUCUUAACCUGAGGCUAAAAUGAGCCUGUGAGGUCCUAUCCUCCGCCCCCACCCCCCUCAACGACUGUUUGGAGAGACUGGAUGCUUUGGGAACUGGGAAUGUUGGGUGGCCUAGUUUGCCUGGGCCUAGGGGCUCUCUCUGGAGUUCCUCCUGGUUCCAGCACAUCAUGCCAAAAAGGGAACUUUGGGCAUUUAGAGUCCAGGCUUUCCCCUUCAGCCCUCGCUUGGGACCACGUUGGACUACCUAUGGAGCUGACUCAUCUUUUCCCUAGCCCAGGGUCACCACACUAGGGCUUUGGGCCUGGAAAGCAGCCAUGUAGGGAAAGAACCAGGCAACCUGUGUUCCCUCCUGGUUCUACCACAGCCCCGGGGGCUUCACUGCCUUGUCAUGAGGCUGUGCUUUCUUUUCAAGGCUGUUGGGAAGUUACGGAACCAGCGAUGCUGCGUAAAUGGUUGUGGCUACCCACCCAAAAGGAGUGGUUAUGAAGCACGUCCACCUUCCCCUUCAGUUUCUCCCCACAGCCUGGCCUGAAAGCUCACCGCAUGCUUUUACCGGUUGAGUGGUACACCUGGCUGGGGCCCAGACUCCUGAAGACAUAGUGGUGGGGGGAAGGGGCAAGACAUCCUGGAUCAGGGAAGAACCACUGUGGCCACUUCAGCAUGUCCAGCCUUUUGCCUUUAACCAUCCAAAGCCCUUCACUGGGGUGGAGUGAGUGGAAUGCUGAGCUUUUGAAUUAUGCUGGGCCUACAUUUUUUUCAUUUGUUUAAUGGGAGAUGUCAAGUCGGGGAGGAGAUCAUCCUCUGGGUUCCCUCCUCUGUGACUAGACGACAACCUGUCCAGGAGCCCUGAGGGUUUGGCUAGGGAUGAGGCUUUCCCUGAGCUCCUACCUUCCUCUGCUAGACAGUUCCCCAGCCCCGCCCCACCCCCUUCUCCAUAUUGCCUUUAGGAGGUCUUCACUGGCCUUAGGCACUCCUUGCGCCACUCAGGAGUCCCAGCCUGAGUCCCCUGCUGCCUCUGUUUCCCUGUCAUCCCUAGGUGAUUUGUUGGCCUGGGAGAGAGAGCAGGAAGCCAGCCCCAAACACAUAAGCACCGGGGGCUGCAUCCUUUCUGAGUCUGCCCAGAGAAGCCAAGUUCCAGCCUACCCUCUCUAUAUCACAUUUACAUAACAUCUGUCACUUUUCUUGCUUGGAAUUCAACCUCAUUCUCACAUUUGAUUCUGGCAACCAGGCUAGGAGGUAGACAGUUCAGGCAUGUGUACUCCCAUAGCCAGAAGAGGAAACCAAGGUCCAGAGCAGAUAAGUGACCUGCCUAAGAUCACACUAGUGGACUGUCAGCCGCACAGUAUCCUGGCCUCAACCCAGUGUUCUGGCCCCCAAGCAAGACUCUGUCCAAGGAACACACACACACACACACACACACACACACACACACACACACGGUAGGAAGCUGAGUCAAAGCAAGGUUUCCAAUUAAUCUGAGAAAGUAAAGUCCAGGAAAGCAGAGAUUUCUGUCUGCUUUGUUUAUCACUUAAUCUCCAGUGCCUAGGUCAGUGCCCACUAUGUAGUGGGUGCUUAUCAAGUGUUUGUUGAGUGAAUGAAAGAUUCUUGGGAGAGAGUCAGUCUCCUGCCAUUUGCUACACACUCUGGUCUUAGCCCAGCCCCAGGCCUUGAUUCAUAGGGGCCUCAAGAGGCCCUGACUCUCCUGAACUGCUGGAGCUCAUUCUCUCUGUCCUUUGUCUUUUUUCUAGGGUCUCCAUUUAGGGUGUUCUAACAACUGAGCCCUAUUAACAUUUUCAUCAUGGGCUUCCGCUUGGCUCUGGCAUGGACACUCCUGGUUGGGCCAUGGGUGCCCAUGGGAGCUCAGAACCCCAUUUCAUGGGAGGUGCAGCGAUUUGAUGGGUGGUACAACAACCUCAUGGAGCACAGAUGGGGCAGCAAAGACCAACGAGGCGACGGGCUGGCUGGACGGCAGCGCCAUCUAUGGCUCCUCGCACUCCUGGAGCGACGAGCUGCGCAGCUUCUCCGGUGGGCAGCUGGCGUCGGGGCCCGACCCCGCCUUCCCCCAGAACGCGCAGGACCCGCUGCGCAUGUGGACUGCGCCCGACCCCGCCACGGGACGGCGCGGGCCCCGGGGGCUGUACGCCUUCGGGGCGGAGCGAGGGAACCGCGAGCCCUUCCUGCAGGCGCUGGGCCUGCUCUGGUUCCGCUACCACAACCUGUGGGCGCAGAGGCUGGCCCGCCAGCACCCGCUCUGGGGGGACGAGGAGCUGUUCCAGCACGCGCGCAAGAGGGUCAUCGCCACCUACCAGAACAUCGCGAUGUAUGAGUGGCUGCCCAGCUUCCUGCAGCAAGCACCGCCGAAUUACACAGAGUACCGCCCUUUCCUGGACCCCAGCAUCUCUCCGGAGUUCCUGGCGGCCUCUGAGCGGUUCUUCUCCACCAUGGUGCCCCCUGGCGUCUACAUGAGGUCUCACGGGGGUCAUGCUGCUCCUGGCUCUCGCCAUCAUGUACGUCUUCGCCUCCCACCACUUCCAGCGCCGCAGCUUCCGGGGCUUCUGGCUGACCCACCACCUCUACAUCCUGCUCUACGUGCUGGAGUGACCCGCCUCGAGUUCCAGCGGCCCCAAGGCUUUGAGUACAAGUCAGGACAGUGGGUGCGGAUCGCCUGCCUGGCUCUGGGGACCACAGAGUGCCACCCUUUCACCCUGACUUCUGCGCCCCACGAGGACACGCUUAGCCUGCACAUCCGGGCAGCAGGGCCCUGGACCACCCGCCUCAGGGAGAUCUACUCACCCCCGACGGGUGACAGCUGUGCCAAACAUCCAAAGCUGUGCCUUGAUGGACCAUUUGGAGAGGGCCACCAGGAGUGGCGUAAGUUUGAGGUGUCCGUGCUGGUGGGAGGGGGCAUUGGGGUCACCCCCUUUGCCUCCAUCCUCAAAGACAAGUCAUCGGUCAGCUGCCAAGUGUUCUGUAGGAAGAUCUACUUCAUCUGGGUGACACGGACCCAGCGGCGGUUUGAGUGGCUGGCUGACAUCAUCUGGGGGGUGGAGGAGAAUGACCACCAGGACCUGGUGUCCGUGCACAUCUACAUCACCCAGCUGGCUGAGAAGUUUGACCUCAGGACCACCAUGCUGUACAUCUGUGAGCGGCACUUCCAGAAGGUGCUGAACCGGAGUCUGUUCACGGGCUUGCGCUCCAUCACCCACUGACCCCCCUUCGAACCCUUCUUCGACUCUCUGCAGGAGGUCCACCCAAAGGUCCAGAAGAUCGGGGUGUUUAGCUGUGACCCCCGUGGCAUGACCAAGAAUGUGGAAAAGGCCUGUCAGCUCAUCAACAGGCAGGAUGGGAUUCAUUUCUCCUACCAUCAUGAGAACUUCUAG